AUGGCUUCCGAGUUGGAACUGUCGACCUCUUUCAUUCCAGCAUUGUACAAACCAGCAGCUUUACUGCCAAUUGCACGCCACAAGCAAAGCUUGCUCUACUUGAUUGAGACCUACCCUGUGACAAUAGUGGUGGGCCAGACAGGAAGCGGCAAAACAACCCAGCUUCCUCAAUAUCUCGACCAGGCAGGAUGGUGCGAGGAUGGGAAAGUCAUUGCCGUUACUCAGCCUCGGCGAGUAGCUGCCACGACGGUAGCCACUCGAGUUGCAGAGGAGAUGCGCUGCAAGGUCGGUGAAGAAGUGGGCUACUCAAUCCGAUUUGAAGAUGCGACAUCUGCUGCCACAAGAAUCAAAUUCUUGACAGAUGGUCUGCUGCUCCGAGAAGCCCUUGUGGAUCCUUUGUUAUCGCGGUAUUCGGUGAUUAUGGUCGACGAGGCUCAUGAGAGGUCACUCAGCACCGAUGUUCUUCUGGGCAUUCUCAAGAAGAUCCGAAAGAAACGCCCAGAUCUUCGUAUUGUAGUUAGCAGCGCGACUUUGCAAGCAGAGGCCUUUCUGCGCUUUUUCGCCGGCGAAGACUAUGAACCAGGUGCAAAUCCGGCCGAUUUAGGUGGAAAUGUCGGGCGAAUCAUCAGUUUGGAAGGCCGAAUGUAUCCGGUUGACACGUUGUUUCUUGAGUCACCGGCAGAGGACUACGUUGAACGAGCAGUCAAGACGGUCUUCGACAUUCACACCCAAGAGGCAGAGGGUGAUGUGCUUGUCUUUUUGACAGGGCGAGAGGAGAUUGACACUGCAAUUCAGUUGAUAUCUGAACAAGCGGCAGAUCUUCAUCCCAAAGCUCCUUCAGUGCUCCCAUUGCCUCUCUAUGCCGGUCUUUCUACCGACCAACAGAUGUAUGUCUUUGAGCCGGCGCCGGAGAACACUCGAAAAAUAAUCGUUUCGACAAACAUUGCCGAGGCAUCGGUCACAAUCGACGGGAUUGUAUAUGUGAUCGAUUGUGGCUUUGCGAAGCUCAGGGCCUAUAACCCCGUGUCUGGUAUCGAGACUUUAACUGCGGUGCCUAUCUCAAAAGCAUCCGCUACCCAGCGAACUGGACGAGCCGGGCGAACCAGACCUGGUAAAUGCUUCCGUCUCUUUACUCAACCGGCCUACGAACAGCUUCCCGAGGCCACGGUCCCUGAAAUACAGCGGUCCAACCUGGCGCCCGUCAUCAUGCAGCUCAAGGCCUUGGGCAUUGACAACAUCGUCCGGUUUGACUUUUUGACACCACCUCCGGCAGAGCUUGUCAUUCGUGCGCUGGAGCUGCUUUUCUCGCUUGGCGCGGUUGAUGACUAUGCUAAGCUCACGAAACCGCUUGGGACGAGGAUGGCAGAGCUGGCUGUUGAACCGAUGAUGGCGAAAGUUCUGCUCGCUGCUCCGUCUUUUCAUUGCCUGAGCGAAAUUCUCUCCAUUGCAGCCAUGGUGAGUCUUCAAGGAACCGUGUGGGUGCAACACGAAGGAGACAAACGAUCCGCCGAGAGUAACCGGCGGAAGUUCGCCGUCGAGGAGGGUGACCACCUUACAUAUCUCAAUGUAUACCAGACUUUUGUCACCAAAGGCAAAAAGGACUCGAAGUGGUGUCGCGACAACCUCUUGAACUACCGGUCUCUCUUGCGAGCUGUGAGCAUCCGAGGUCAGCUGAAGCGGUAUUUGGAACGCUUUGGGAUUCCUGUCGACGAGACUCUUUCCUCCAGGCAUCACGAGUUGGAUUUAAGCAAGCAGCCCGAGCAGAUCCGCCGCUGUCUCACUGCCGGCUAUUUUGCUCAUGCGGCGAAGAUGCAACCGGAUGGUACUUUUAAGACCGUUAGCGGCGGUCUCACCCUCCAUGCUCACCCGAGCUCAUUAAUGUUUAACCGGAAAGCUGACUGGGUCAUCUUUCACGAGAUCAUGCAAACGGGCGAGAAGACGUACAUCCGCGAUAUCACCAAGAUCGACAAGAGCUACCUCUUGGAGUAUGCCCCCGAAUAUUACCGAGUUUCAUGA
This is a messenger RNA of Penicillium alfredii, 2016 nucleotides long. RefSeq names its product putative ATP dependent RNA helicase. Gene Ontology annotation, molecular function: ATP binding; RNA binding. NCBI's taxonomy places the organism in Eukaryota, Fungi, Ascomycota, Eurotiomycetes, Eurotiales, Aspergillaceae. The transcript has 3 exons. The record is from RefSeq and is a predicted model, not a curated record. Bases 1 to 2016 code for a protein of 671 amino acids. Gene Ontology annotation, cellular component: catalytic step 2 spliceosome; intracellular anatomical structure.